Molecule: messenger RNA, 1122 nt
Organism: Beauveria bassiana ARSEF 2860
Lineage: Eukaryota; Fungi; Ascomycota; Sordariomycetes; Hypocreales; Cordycipitaceae
Product: 3-deoxy-7-phosphoheptulonate synthase
Exons: 4
Coding region: 1-1122 (373 amino acids)
Biological process (GO): aromatic amino acid biosynthetic process
Cellular component (GO): cytoplasm
Molecular function (GO): 3-deoxy-7-phosphoheptulonate synthase activity
Source: RefSeq, a predicted model, not a curated record
AUGGCUUCGUUCUACAUUGAAAACAAAAACGUCGGCAACCAGGCCGACUCUGAAGAUUGGAGAAUUCGCGGCUACAACCCUCUCACCCCUCCCGAUCUGCUUCAGCACGAGAUUGCGCAGACGCCCGAGUCGAAAAGGACGGUGCUCGAAUCCCGCAAUGAAGCCGUCGCCGUUGUCAACGGCACCGACGCCAACAAUCGUCUUCUCGUAGUUGUCGGCCCCUGCUCUAUCCACGACCCCGAGGCGGCGCUCGCUUACUGCGACCUGCUGCUGCAGGCCAAGGAGAAGCACAAGGACGAGCUGCUCAUUGUGAUGCGCUCCUACCUCGAGAAGCCGCGCACGACGGUCGGCUGGAAGGGCCUCAUCAACGACCCGGACAUUGAUGGCAGCUUCAAGAUCAACAAGGGCCUGCGCCUGGCGCGCCAGCUCUUUGUCGACCUCACCCACAAGGGCAUGCCCAUUGCCAGCGAGAUGCUCGACACCAUCUCGCCCCAGUUCCUCGCCGACCUGCUCUCCGUCGGCGCCAUCGGCGCCCGCACCACCGAGAGCCAGCUGCACCGCGAGCUCUCCAGCGGCUCCAGCUUCCCCGUCGGCUUCAAGAACGGCACCGACGGCUCGCUCGGCGUCGCCAUUGACGCCAUUGGCGCCGCAAAGCACCCGCAUCAGUUCCUCUCCGUCACCAAGCCCGGCGUCGUCGCCAUUGUCGGCACCACCGGCAACGACGACUGCUUUGCCAUCCUGCGCGGCGGCACAAAGGGCACAAACUACGACGCAGCCAGCAUCGCAGAGGCCAAGGCCGCACUCGAGAAAAAGGGCGUCCGCCAGCGUCUGAUGGUGGACUGCAGCCACGGAAACUCGCUCAAGGACCACAAGAACCAGCCCAAGGUUGCCGCCGUCAUUGCCGAGCAAAUUGCCAAGGGCGAAAACGCCAUCAUGGGCGUCAUGAUUGAGAGCAACCACAACGAGGGUAGCCAAAAAGUUCCCGCCGAGGGCAAGGCCGGUCUCAAGUACGGUGUCAGCAUCACUGAUGCUUGCAUUCAUUGGGAGGAUACUGUCAGCGUUCUCGACAACCUUGCUGAUGCAGUUAAACAGCGUCGUAAAAUUCUGAAUGGAUCUGCUUAG